UAUGAGUCAUCAUCAUAAGGCCCAUGACAUAGCAAAGGUUGCAGCAGCUCGUUUAAAUGCAGCUGCAGCUACAAGAAAUUAUAAUGUGACACCAAGAGUAGAUUAUAGAACAGUUGUAAAGGUGGAUGGCCCAUUAGUUAUUUUGGACAAUGUGAAAUUCCCAAGAUAUGCAGAAAUUGUUAAUGUUUGUUUAGGUGAUGGAUCAGUGAGAAAAGGGUAAUGAUAAAUAUAAUUAUUCUAGUUAAGUUUUGGAAAUUGCAGGAAAGAAAGCUGUCGUCUAAAUCUUUGAGGGAACAUCUGGAAUUGAUAAUUUAUACACUCAUUGUGAAUUCACAGGUUCAACACUUUAGAUGGCUAUAUCUGAAGAGAUGCUUGGAAGAGCAUUUAAUGGAUCAGGAGUUCCAAUUGAUAAAGGUCCCCCUGUAUUGGCAGAAGAAUUUUUAGAUAUUUAGGGUCAACCCAUCAAUCCAUAUUCAAGAGUUUAUCCAUAAGAAAUGAUUCAAACAGGUAUUUCAGCUAUUGAUUGCAUGAACUCAAUUGCUAGAGGAUAAAAGAUUCCAUUGUUUUCUGCUAACGGUUUGCCACAUAAUGAAAUAGGAGCGUAUGAUUUAAUAACCAUAAUUUUAGUUAAAUUGUGCGUUAAGCUUCAUUAGUAAAAGGUAAAGAUGUUCUUGAUCAUUCUGAUGAAAAUUUCGCAGUAGUAUUUGGUGCUAUGGGUGUUAAUAUGGAAACAGCUAGAUUUUUCUAAACAGAUUUCGAAUAGAAUGGUUCAAUGGAAAGAGUCGUUUUGUUUAUGAACUUGGCUAAUGAUCCAACAAUUGAAAGAAUUAUUACUCCAAGAUUGGCAUUAACAACUGCAGAAUAUUUGGCAUAUGAAAAGGAAUUACACGUGUUAGUUAUCUUAACAGAUAUGUCAGCCUAUGCAGAUUCUUUAAGAGAAGUAUCUGCAGCCAGAGAAGAAGUACCAGGAAGACGUUCUUUCCCUGGUUAUUUAUAUACAGAUCUUUCAACCAUUUAUGAGAGAGCAGGUAGAGUUUAAGGUAAAAAUGGAUCAAUUACUCAAAUUCCAAUAUUGACAAUGCCUAAUGAUGAUAUUACACAUCCAAUUCCAGAUCUUACAGGAUAUAUUACAGAAGGAUAAAUUUUCAUUGACAGAUAAUUGAAUAAUAAAUAAGUUUACCCACCUAUCAAUGUGUUACCAUCCUUAUCAAGAUUGAUGAAAUCAGCUAUUGGUAAAGGUAUGACCAGAGAGGAUCAUCCUGAAGUCUCAAAUCAAGUAAUUUUUAUAUCUCUAUUUUUAGUUAUAUGCAAAUUAUGCUAUUGGUAAGGAUACUGCAUCAAUGAAAGCAGUCGUAGGAGAAGAAGCCUUGUCAGCUGAAGAUCUUUUGUAUUUAGAAUUUUUAAAGAAAUUUGAGAAUAAUUUCAUCAGUUAAGGAGCCUAUGAAGUCAGAUCUAUUUUCAAAUCAUUGGAUUUGGCUUGGAGAUUAUUAAGAAUCUUCCCACCUGAAAAAUUAAAGAAGGUAUUAAUUUAAUAAUAAUUUUAAUAUAGAUUAACAAAAAAAAUCUUGAGACAUAUUAUUAUAGAAGAAAGGAAGAUGAAGAUGAUUUUGAUGGACCUUAAUAAUAAUAAGAAAAAUGAUUGUGAUGU
This is a messenger RNA of Paramecium pentaurelia, 1648 nucleotides long. The record is from the annotation of a GenBank genome assembly. Lineage: Eukaryota; Ciliophora; Oligohymenophorea; Peniculida; Parameciidae.